AUGGCCGUCGUUGUUGAAUUCGAUGAGGCUGGUAUCGACCCGAUAAAAACAGUAUCAGAUAAGAAUGUAGAGCCACAAUGGACUCUUCUAUGGUAUCUUCGCAACAAACUUGGAUUGAUCGGUACAAAGCUUGGUUGUGCGGAAGGAGGAUGUGGAGCCUGUACAGUUAUGAUUUCAAAGUUUGAUCGUGUUGCAGGAAAAAUCAUUCAUUUGGCUGUUAACGCAUGCUUAACACCGGUAUGCGCCGUGCAUGGUUUAGCUGUAACCACCGUGGAGGGUAUUGGUAGCACAAAGACCAAGUUGCACCCGGUACAAGAACGUAUUGCCAUGGCACAUGGGUCGCAGUGUGGAUUUUGCACAGCUGGUAUAGUCAUGUCUAUGUACGCUUUGUUGCGCAAUAUCCCAAGACCAACUAUGGACAAUUUGGAAACUGCGUUUCAAGGUAAUCUAUGCAGAUGUACAGGAUAUAGACCGAUUAUAGAGGGAUUCAAGAUCUUUACGGAGGAGUGGGAACGAUCGCAGUUAAUGAUUAACGUACGAGAGGAAGGAGCAAACAAUACGAGAACUUGUUCAAUGGGCGACGCCUGCUGUAAAAAGGUUUUUACGUCCGAACCAACUGAGAUGUUCAAUUCCAAAGAGUUCCGUCCGUACGACCCUACUCAAGAACCUAUAUUUCCACCAAAAUUAAAAAUUGAAUCUAAAUUGGACGAGCAAUAUCUAAUAGUGAAAGGGAAAAAUGUCAGUUGGUAUAGACCUACGAAUCUCAAAACAUUGCUUGCUCUUAAGGAACAGUAUCCAAAUGCUAAGAUUGUCAUCGGUAACACGGAAAUCGGGGUUGAAAUGAAGUUUAAACAUUUAAUAUACCCAAUACUUAUACAACCGACGCAAAUCAAAGAAAUGAAUGGAAUUAUUGAAAUACCAGAGGCAUUAAGAGUGGGUGCGAGUGUGACUUUAGUCGAGCUUGAAGAAACAUUAAGAUACUAUAUUCAAAUAAAACCUGAAUAUAAUACAAGGAUCUUCAGGGAAAUAAUAAAUAUGUUACAUUGGUUUGCUGGAAAACAGAUAAGAAAUGUUGCUGCUGUGGGUGGCAACAUAAUGACUGGUAGUCCAAUAUCAGAUUUAAAUCCAAUCUUUAUGGCUGCGUGUAUUAAAUUAAAUUUAUGCAGUUUAAACCAUGACAGUCGAACCAUACCAAUGGAUCAUACCUUUUUCGUCGGAUAUCGACGUAACAUUGUUUUACCUGAGGAAGUACUAGUUUCUAUUGACAUUCCCUUCACGAAAGAGAAUCAAUACUUUAUUGCCUACAAACAAGCGAAGAGGCGAGAUGAUGAUAUUGCCAUAGUCAACAUGGCCUUAAAUGUAUAUUUCGUUCCUGAUACGAGUAUAAUUCAAGAAGCGCUUAUUGCAUUCGGUGGGAUGGCACCUACUACGAUCUUAGCGAGACAAACUUGUCAGAAAAUAAUUGGAAGAAAAUGGAAUAAAUCGAUCUUGGAGGAGAUUUAUGAUUCCUUACUUGAGGAACUACCAUUAGCAGAUAAUGCACCAGGAGGAAUGAUUAAAUACCGUCGAUCUCUCACUCUAAGUUUAUUUUUUAAAGGAUUUAUGCACAUCUCCAAGGAAUUAUCGAAAAACGUUUUGGAUGUCGAAUAUAUAUCAAAGGAAUUAGAAAGCGCUUCGGAUUGUUUCCAUUAUAAAGCACCAAAAAGCUCACAAUAUUACCAAGUGGUGCCUAAAAAUCAAGAAUCGUAUGAUCUAAUAGGACGUCCUCUUGUACACGUUAGUGCAUUUAAGCAAGCAACGGGAGAAGCAAUAUAUUGUGACGACAUGCCCAAAUUUGCAAAUGAACUGUACUUAGCAUUGGUUCUCUCUACUAGAGCGCACGCAAAAAUCUUGAAAAUUGAUCCAUCUAAGGCACUAUCUACGGAAGGAGUUGUGUCAUUUUUUUCUUCAAAAGACAUAGCGGGAGAUAGUAGAUGGAUGGGAGCUGUAUUUCAUGACGAAGAAGUAUUUAUAUCAGAAAAGGUAUGUUCUUAAACACAAAAAUAGAUA
Molecule: messenger RNA, 2049 nt
Organism: Temnothorax curvispinosus
Lineage: Eukaryota; Metazoa; Arthropoda; Insecta; Hymenoptera; Formicidae
Product: xanthine dehydrogenase-like
Exons: 13
Coding region: 1-2034 (677 amino acids)
Molecular function (GO): xanthine dehydrogenase activity; iron ion binding; FAD binding
Source: RefSeq, a predicted model, not a curated record